UGAUUAUUCCGCUGGUUUCCUGUCCAUGUUUUAGCAGUUAUGAAGUCGUCACAGCUGCAGGGGAAAUGUAGCUUAAGGUCGGUUUGCAGACAGACUGCCAGUAGCAACAGGUUGAUUAAGCGAGGCGUUUUGUAAGGCCAUGCUGCUCAAUGCCAGGGAGGCAGACCUGAGGAAACAUUCCCUGGCAUUUACCAACGAACUUACUGCAGCUAACAGGAUGAUGAAGAAGAUGGUGAUGGGAGGAGGCCACUUCGGAAGGUGCAGCCCUCGCUAGACUCCUGAUCUCUCCCCCAACACCCCCCUUCCUCCCCCCCCCCCCCCACCCCUCCAACCAUCAUCCAUUCUACUACCCCUCCCCCUCCUCUUCCGGGCUCCAUGGCCAACCACCUGGAGCUGAUCCAGGAGCUGCAGCAGCUGGACAAGGUGCCCAGUCUGGAGAGGCUGCGGGCUGCCCAGAAGCGGAGAACGCAGCAGCUGAAGAGAUGGGCCGUGUACGAGAAGGAGAUGCAAAACAAGAAGCGGAAGGCCGACAAGAAGGGACGCAACGCCAACAACCUGCAGCAGUCGGACAUCAAGAGGCGAGUGUCGUUCGCUGCCAGCGUGGCUCUGCUGGAGGCGUCGGCCAGGAACGAUCCGGAUGAAGUACGUUACCUGCUCAAGAACAAUGUGAGUCCAGAUCUUUGCAAUGAAGAUGGUCUCACCGCCCUCCAUCAGUGUUGUAUAGAUAACUACGAGGAGAUGGUGAAGAUCCUGCUGGACCGAGGAGCCAGUGUCAACGCUCAGGACAACGAGCUGUGGACGCCGCUGCACGCCGCUGCUACCUGUGGCCACGCAGGACUCGUCAAGAUCCUCAUCACACACGGUGCAGAUUUGCUGGCGGUUAACUCUGAUGGGAACAUGCCCUACGACCUGUGUGAAGACGACCCAACACUGGACAUUAUUGAGACAGCCAUGGCCAACAGAGGCAUCACUCAGGAGAUGAUCAACGAGACACGAGCAUCGACAGAGAGGAAGAUGCUGGGAGACAUUCAGGAACUGCUGAGACAGGGAGAAGAGGUCAACCAGCAGGACUCUCAAGGAGCAACACUGCUCCACAUUUCUGCAGCAAACGGCUACGUCCAGGCUGCAGAGCUGCUGCUGGAGGGGGGGGCUCGCAUGGACCUGAGAGAUACGGAUGGAUGGCAGCCUCUUCAUGCUGCAGCCUGCUGGGGUCAGAUGCAUGUGGCAGAGCUGCUGGUGUCUCAUGGAGCCAGUCUCAAUGCCAAGACCUUCCUAGAGGAGACCCCCAUUGAUCUGUGUGAGGAUGAGGAGUUCAGAGCCAUCCUGCUUGACCUGAAACACAAACAUGACAUCAUCAUGAAGUCACAGCUCAAACACAAGACCUCACUAUGCAGGCGAACAUCCAGUGCAGGGAGCCGCGGAAAAGUGGUGCGGAGAGCCAGCCUGUCGGACAGACACAACCUGUGCCGUAAAGAGUACGAGACGGAGGCCAUCGUGUGGAGGGGAGGGAGGGAGGAGGAGUACGAGAAAGAGAAGGAGUCAGAUCAGGAGAAUCACCAGGUGGUGAAUGUCAAGCCGGCUGUAGCUGUGGAGCUGCUGGACAAGCCCAUGCUGCCCACCAUCCUCAAAGACGGCAACGGCAAACAGAACGGCCUCAUCUCCACGACGACGUCCGUGCCGCCACAGCAGCCAUCCAAUGGCAACACGCCAUCGGCCGAUAAGUCCGGGGUCGUCUCCACUCAGGAGGAAGCCUUGCCUAGGGAGCGCGCUCAGACUCUGUCAGAGCUCAAGAAACAGAGGUCCGCCGCCAAACUAUUGAAUCACCCGCUGUUCAAUGGUCACUUAGGGAAUGGCUCCACAGACUCCUUCUCUGAUGCCAAAAUCAACUCAGAUGACCCCCGCAUGCCGCUGGUCUCCUCCAAUGGCAGCGCAGUUUACUACACGCCUGCCAGCGGCGACCCGCCCCUGCUGAAACUGAAACAGCCAAUAGAAGAGGAGCCUCCGAAGAUGCGGACCUGCUGCUGCAUUUCAUAGCUGGUCAUGUGACUGUUAGACAGAACAGGAAGUGUUUGCACAGAGAGGAAGGAAACAAGGACGAUGCUGUGAGGAGGAAGGAAGGAAAAGGGGGUGUUUUCCUAUCUUUGAGUGUCCCCUCGUCCCCUUCUUCUAACUUCUCCUGGCGCCGAUGGUCGGCCUGAAGAAGACACAGAAUCAAAUGACCCUCUCCCCAAAUGCAGGCAUGUUUCAAUGUAGCAGAGGAGAAGAAAGAAAUGGAGCAGUGCCACUUUUUUCCUUUAAGAUGACUCCUGGAUUAAAAUUCCUUUUCAUAUAAGGAGCCUCCCUGUAAGAAAUGCCAAAUGGAUAGAAAGAGUGCGAGAAGCUGUUACUCUGCUCUCUCUGUGCACCUUCAAGAAUCGAGAUGUGGACAGUUUUUUAAAACUUUUUACCCAGAAACAGUGAAGAAUUUGUGAUAAAGAGAGCAGCAAAAAGGUCUCAAGGUACAAGAAGCAUGAUCUGCCUUCAGGACUGAUGACGGAAGAGUCUUAUUACCCCACAUAAGGAUGGUUAUCAUGUAAUUAAACAAGAUUUUUCUGCAAGACAAACUCACGUUUUUUGUCAAACCACAUUGUUCUGCUUUUAAGCCACAUUUCUCAUUGUUUUCAGAAGAGCAGGAAUGCAAUAUCACAAGGGUCCAGAUGUUUGUUUGUUUUAUUCAUCAUGUCAGCGACAACGAAACGAAGCAACAGGAGAGGAGUGACGUCUCUUUUCAUGUUGAAAUGCUGCCUGCAUAAGCAAAGGGAAGGAACGUCAUGAACAGUAUUAUAAUAUUCAGGAAGUGUACUUGUACAGCGAGAGAUGACAGGAAAGAUAGAAGUAGUGAGUUAGUAUAAUACGUCACCUCACCGUCCUCUCAUUUCAGAGCUGAACUGACAGAUCAUUUGAUGCAUAAUGUUGCUCUCUUGUUAAGAUAAUUUAAGCAAAACAUGGUUACAAUGAUCAUUUCUUUAUUUAUGAAAUUAAUGUAAUAUGGUAAAAAAAAAGCUAAAAAAACAUAUGAUGGUUCCUAAAGUUGAGUGUAUUUAUUAUUUGGAUGGUGUGUGGAGAGAGUGAAUGCAAUAUAAGAAGAGCUGGGGAGACUUCCAGCGAAGCACCUUCUGACAGCGAGAAUCAAACGUUCAACAGAUGAAGUAGAUAAAGGUUACUGUCAGCUUAAUGUACAUGUUAUGAAAUCACACAAAAUAACCAUCCUGCUGGGAUGGUUAUUCAGAUCUGUGUCACUACAAAUAACAGUGUUAUUUGUUUAUGUAUUAUUUUUCGUUUGUUUUUUUUGGUGGCCAUUGUGUGGCUCUAUCUUCUUCCAGUCACUGUAUUUGUCUCUUUAACAGAAAUUGUAAAUGUUAUGUAAUGAACUGUAAGUAUAGUAUGAGACUCUAUGCUUGCUAACACAUUUGGUUGUAGUGAGCCCAUAGCAUUGUGACCCUGAAUGCAUCAUGAGUUCAACAGGAAAUAUAGACUUACCAUUACCCGAAAUAAGGACCAGAAUUAGCUUCUCUGCUGAAUUAAAAUGUUUUUUUUAAAAACAUUUUGGGAAAUAUGCUAUUUGCUCUCUUGCUUGGUGUUACAUGAGAUGAUUGAUGCUACUCUAUUGCCUAUAUGCUAACUAUGUAAAUGGAGCCCGUAGCUGGUUAGCUUAGCUUAGCUUAGCAUAAAGAGAGUAUCCUGGAGCUGCCCAAAGUCAAAAACCCUGCAGAACACAUCACAAACUUUUUUUCUUCUUUGCAUCAUCAACUUAUUUCAUUGCAUCUUCAAUUACUUCCUGGACUCUGCACUGGUUACCUGGCAACCCAUUUGGCACAUACCCUGCUGUAAGAUGUCUGUUGUUAGUACAGAUUAAACCAGCUAUUUAUAACAUAAUAACAUACUGUGGACACUUCAAAUAUUAACAAUGGCUCUGUUCCAUUAAGUAUUUUUAACUGACGGAUCCGCUUGUUGUGUCAAUCUCCUCAUCUAACGCUCUGCAAGUGAAAAUGCAUUUUCCCUACAAAGUUGAACUCAUUUUUUCAAACAGUUUCUUCAGUCUCCUUGUGAGUGCCAAAGAGUCUUCCAUGAUUUCAAAAAUAACUUUGAAGGACAUUCAAAGCCUUUGGGGAAAGGCUUUCUCUCCCAGUGUAGAGAUCAUUUGUGUUUCUUUUAAACAUGUGAUUACCCACAAUGCAACGACCACUUUAUCCCCACAUCAUUGACUGUACAGUGUCAAAUAUUUGUACAGGUGUGUUUGUAAAUCUGUUUGUAUCAGUAUCCCCUUUAUCUGUUCCCAUGAACUGCAUUUACAUGUCUGUGUUGAUACUGUUGAGGAACUUGACCAACACAACGAACCGUGUUAGUAGACGUGACGUUGUUGAGGGGAAACUGUGAUUCUGUGUAGACUCUAUAAGUAUUCCAGCAGUCUAAAGUAUAUCAGUAAAUUGAUGCAUCCAGGUGUCAGGAUCAUAAUCCCCCUCCUCCGCUUCUGUUUCCGAGGUUGCAUAUUUUUGUGGAAAUUUCUGCAGAGGUCCGUUGUGAAAAUGUUGCUGUUAAUUUUGUUACUCAACUCAAUAUUAAGUCACAGUUAAAGAGAUUUCUAUUUCCCCUAUUUCUGGUUCCUUCUUUAUUUUAAGAAGUAUUAAGAAGUUAGUGACAUCAUCUCGUUUCGAGUUACCUGAAAUUCAUUGAGGUUACCCAAGUUCAUGUGAGUCCUGGCCGCUGCAAUCAAGCCAAUUGAAAUUCUGCCUUCUUACUAAUGAAUAACAUUAGGUAUUAAUUCUUAACUACUACCUGGUCAGUAUUAGCUCAACGUCACCUGUUGAAAAGUACCCUGUGUUUUCAUGCUAUAAACAGAUCAAAGCUUUUGUUUGUCUGCAAGCCUUGCUGACUAUAAGGAUAUGGUGUUAAAAAGACAAAAAACUACUGAUUUUGUAAUUACUGGAAUAUAUUGAUGGUUGCAUUAACAUAUUUUGAAUAAAUUGUAUAUUUUGAGAAUUUUA
Molecule: messenger RNA, 5024 nt
Organism: Labrus mixtus (cuckoo wrasse)
Lineage: Eukaryota; Metazoa; Chordata; Actinopteri; Labriformes; Labridae
Gene: ppp1r16b
Product: protein phosphatase 1, regulatory subunit 16B
Exons: 11
Coding region: 376-2034 (552 amino acids)
Biological process (GO): regulation of sprouting angiogenesis; establishment of endothelial barrier
Cellular component (GO): cytoplasm
Molecular function (GO): enzyme inhibitor activity; protein binding; protein phosphatase regulator activity
Source: RefSeq, a predicted model, not a curated record